This is a messenger RNA of Rangifer tarandus platyrhynchus (Svalbard reindeer), 1053 nucleotides long. NCBI's taxonomy places the organism in Eukaryota, Metazoa, Chordata, Mammalia, Artiodactyla, Cervidae. The record is from the annotation of a GenBank genome assembly.
AUGAAGUGCUCGCUGCGGGUGUGGUUCCUCUCCAUGGCCUUCCUGCUGGUGUUCGUCAUGUCGCUGCUCUUCACCUACUCCCACCACAGCACAGCCACCCUGCCCUACCUGGACUCGGGCGGCCUGGACGGGGCCCCCCGGGUGAAGCUGGUUCCGGGCUACGCUGGCCUGCAGCGCCUCAGCAAGGAGGGGCUGGCCGGCAAGAGCUGCGCCUGUCGCCGCUGCAUGGGCGACACCGGCGCCUCUGAGUGGUUUGACAGCCACUUCAACAGCAACAUCUCCCCCGUCUGGACUCGGGAGAACAUGGACCUGCCCCCCGACGUCCAGAGGUGGUGGAUGAUGCUGCAGCCACAGUUCAAGUCACACAAUACCAACGAGGUGCUGGAGAAGCUGUUCCAGAUAGUGCCAGGCGAGAACCCCUACCGGUUCCGGGACCCCCGCCAGUGCCGGCGCUGUGCCGUGGUGGGCAACUCGGGCAACCUGCGGGGCUCUGGCUAUGGGCCAGAUGUGGACGGGCACAACUUUAUCAUGAGGAUGAAUCAGGCACCAACCGUGGGCUUUGAGCAGGAUGUUGGCAGCCGAACCACGCACCAUUUCAUGUACCCCGAGAGUGCCAGGAACCUGCCCGCCAACGUCAGCUUCGUGCUAGUGCCCUUCAAGGCCCUGGACCUCCUGUGGAUCGCCAGUGCCCUGUCCACCGGGCAGAUCCGAUUCACCUAUGCCCCAGUGAAGUCCUUCCUUCGAGUGGACAAAGAAAAGGUCCAGAUCUACAACCCAGCCUUCUUCAAGUACAUCCAUGACAGGUGGACAGAGCAUCAUGGGCGGUACCCUUCCACUGGGAUGCUGGUACUCUUCUUUGCCCUGCAUGUGUGUGAUGAGGUGAACGUGUACGGCUUCGGGGCCGACAGCCGGGGCAACUGGCACCACUACUGGGAGAAUAACCGGUACGCGGGCGAGUUCCGGAAGACGGGCGUGCACGACGCCGACUUCGAGGCGCACAUCAUCGACAUGCUGGCCAAGGCCAGCAAGAUCGAGGUCUACAGAGGGAACUGA